Molecule: messenger RNA, 897 nt
Organism: Penicillium brevicompactum
Lineage: Eukaryota; Fungi; Ascomycota; Eurotiomycetes; Eurotiales; Aspergillaceae
Exons: 1
Coding region: 1-897 (298 amino acids)
Source: RefSeq, a predicted model, not a curated record
AUGUUACCUAAACACCUAUCACUUGGAUUUCCAAAAUUAAGUCUCGAAAACCCCACCGUCUAUCCAAACCAGCCCGAAAUAUGUCUUCACAAGGGUCGCAAGAGAAGAGCCGACUCCCAGUCGUUGGCGGAUUCUGAAUCAACAAAGAUCCCAAAGGCACAGCUCCGGAGGUUUGUGGGAUUUGUGAACCACAAAGUCGAAAAGAAAGCAGCAUUGUACUUUGCAAGCAAGAUCUAUGAAUUGCCUGUGCCAGAGUCAGUCACGCAUCGAAUGGUCAUAUGGACUAGUGGUAUUCUACAUGAAGGGUCUGGAGCAGUGGGGGUGGUGUGGAUGAAAGCUCCCCACGGAACCGAGGCACCGAUUCCAUGGACAACAAAUCCUACCACUUCGACUGUCUCACCAACCACAUGGGAAGUUAAGGGGCGGGAAUACCCCGGAAAGCGCAUCACCGACAAUACAGUGGGACAUUUUGCCAUCGCAACUGCUAUUGAUCUUGCCCUAGAGGAGCUUGAUCGACCCUUCUCCAAUGCAAUGCACCAUUGCAAACCAGAUAACCAGGUGUAUCAGCAUCUAGCUCAAAACUUUCGUGUCGAAGUGACCGAUUCCAAUUGUCACACCAAGCCGAAAGAAUUGUUUGUCUUUACUGAUGACCAUAACAUAAUGGAGGCUCUGCGUUUAAAGAGACCCCCGCGCAAUGAGGAGGCACGAGAGCACCUUGAAAAAACCAAAACGCUUUCUGAACGGAUCGAAAUGUCAGGGAUUCAUCUCGAGAUCCAUUAUUGCUGCAAUCGUCAAAGAUUCCCCAGAAAGCAUCUUGCGAGCGAGAAAGCUAAGGAUGUCAUCAAAGUCAGGAGAGAGGGAAACCCAUCCAGUUCCAAGGUUGAUUCAUACAAGUGA